This is a messenger RNA of Alligator sinensis (Chinese alligator), 2179 nucleotides long. It is a transcript of the gene R3HDM4, whose product is annotated as R3H domain containing 4. Lineage: Eukaryota; Metazoa; Chordata; Crocodylia; Alligatoridae. The record is from RefSeq and is a predicted model, not a curated record. The transcript is spliced from 9 exons. Bases 754 to 1557 code for a protein of 267 amino acids. Gene Ontology annotation, molecular function: nucleic acid binding.
GAAGCAAAAUGAUAAUCUGUCUGAGGUCCCAUGUUGGUGUGCUGCCGUCUCGCAGCGUGGCCCUACUGUCUUCCAGAUGCUGGGGGCAGCUGUGCCAGUGCUCCUCCCCGCAUAGGGUAUAGUGGGCUGCAGGCGGGUGCAGUGUGGGCAGGCAGGUUUCUGUGGCUAUGGGUCGGGGAUGGUGUGACCCUAAAAAGAGGGUUCUUCCCUCCCAGCUCUGUGCUGGAGCAGGGGGUGCCCUGUGCAUGUCUCUUGGGCAGAUCCUUGCUACCUCCUACACUGCUGAGUCUCCCUGACGCCGUGCGCUAGUCAGGAGGGGAGAUUGAUGACCUGGGUAGAUGCAUUGGGGCUGACUGCCCAGCUCGGGGGAGCAAGGGCAGUGAAGACCGGCUCUGUAAGCUGGCAACUGAAGCUGGAGCCCAGGAGACUUCUCAUUAGCGUGUUCUGCCGCUUUCCUUCUUAAUACCGAAUGGAAAAUUCAGCGAAGCUGCCUGGUGUCCGCAGGGACUGCCCAUCAAACCGGCCCCCUGCUCCUGUCACUAAGCAGGCCCCGGGGCUCCAGCCGUGCAGAUCCUGACGCAGAGCUGCGGGGGGAAGCGUGGAUGGAUGAGAUGCUUUGGGAGAGUGAGUCUCGCCCUCUGGAAAAGAAACCGUCGAAGGUUGGGUGAAUUACAUUAACCCGGCGAGCCCUUAAAGGAAGAGGCAGCUGUGCCAGGCCUGGCUUGUUUCUCAUGUCGGACUCCGGCCUUAAACAUGAAUAGAUGCUAUCAAGAUGCAGCAAAGGGGCUGCAGUCUGGACGGAUCGAGGACUGCCUGCCCCCGCUGGAGAGCUCGCCCGCCAAGAGGUUCUCCCCGUCCAAGCGCAAGCAGCACUACAUCAACCAGGCCAUCCGCAACUCCGACCUCAUCCCCAAGGCCAAGGGGCGCAAGAGCCUCCAGCGUCUGGAGAACACCCGCUACCUGAUGACCCUUCUGGAGCGAGACGAGUGUGGCACCGACGAGGGGGACCUGGCUUACCCGGCCGCCCCCAGCAUCUUCACCGAGGCCUGCAACAAUGAGACCUACAUGGAGAUCUGGAACGACUUCAUGAACCGGUCGGGCGAGGAGCAGGAGAGGGUCCUGCUCUACCUGGAGGGAGAGGCCAAGAAGAAGCACAAGAGGAAGCUGCCCGUUAAAGCGGAGGACAAGUGGAAAGAGCACCCCGCCUACACGCCCCAGGAGUGCUUCCAGCGCAUCAGCCGCCGGCUCCGCUCCACGCUCAAGCGAGGCAGGAUCCCACUGGGGACCCUGGAGGGCCUGGAGGAGGAGCUCCUGGGUUUUUUCUCUGUCACCCCCCAGUCCGUGUACACCGCGAUGAUGGACAACAGCUUUGAGCGGCUGCUGCUCCACGCGCUCUGCCAGUACAUGGACCUCGUCUCUGCCACAGGUGGGUGUGAAAAUGCCAGGGAAGCUCUAAUGGCUCAGAGCUGUGCAGCGGGGAGCUGGCAGGGGCCCAGAGCAGGAGAGGAGGGCACGUGGUGUCCGCUGCCAGCGCAUCUCAUGGGGUUCCGACUUUGAAGGGAAACGCCAAAUGAAAGUGAGCAACAAGCACCGCGUCUUCCUGCCCCCGGAGCUCCUGCUCUCGGCCUACCUGGAGCAGAUGAGCUGAUACGCUGCGGACCCCCGCCCCUCCUGCUCCGACCCCGCUCCCUGCUGCCUGCCCGCCUGCCCCCCUUGUGCGGCGGCCUGGCCGGUGGGCGGCUUUGUGUGGAGCGGGGUUCAAUCCACAACGUGUGCCCUGCUUCAAGGCAUGAAAUCUCUUCCCUUCCCCGUCCCUGGAGCUCUGCAGGGAUCUCCCAAAACUCCUGUCUCUCCUCCGGGAGGCACAAACUUACCACAGGGUCUCUAGCUGGCUCUUUCCUCCCUUCCGGGACAGAGCCUGCUUGGUCUGUAUUAAGGAAGGCACCAGCUCCUUUCUUUGCAAAAGCCCUGGCAUCUCUGUCCCCGUGGCGGGGCCACCUCCCAGCUGUGUGCAGGUACCAGCCCCUGUUGGCUGCAACCUCUCUGGAUGUCCAGGCUGGGGGGGGAGCAGGGAGAGGCGCUGUUUUAUGAGUCGGUCUCAUUCACAUUUUUGGGGCUCGUUUGGGCUAUUAAAAGCCCGUCGGAGGCUGCAGCAGCCUUACUCUGGCUUAGCUUCCCA